Messenger RNA from Hydra vulgaris (swiftwater hydra), 813 nucleotides. Lineage: Eukaryota; Metazoa; Cnidaria; Hydrozoa; Anthoathecata; Hydridae. The record is from RefSeq and is a predicted model, not a curated record.
AUGUUAAAAGAUUUUGCAAAGAAGCUCUCUAGAUUAAGUUCAUUCCGAUUGCAUAAACCUAUGACAUCAUCUAGAAAACCUAUGACAUCAUCUAUGACAUCAUCUAGAAAAAGAACAUUUAAAUAUUAUCUUGAUGAACUCCCUCAAGAACUCAAUAAGUUAAAAAUCCUGACUAACUUUGUUGUGCCCGGUGUUUAUGAAAUAAUAAACGAAUGUCCAAAUUAUGAAGCAGCAAUACAAGCUUUACAAUCUGUGUACAUCAAACCAUCAAAUAAGGUUUAUGCACGACACCUCCUGGCAACACGUAAGCAACAGCCAGGAGAAAGUUUUGAUGAGUAUUUACACGCUCUUAAAGUUUUAGCAAAAAAAUGUAACUUUAAACAGGUGUCUGCUAUUGAAUAUCACGAUGAAUAUAUUAGAGAUGCACUUAUAACAGGAAUAAAUUCACAAGUUGUCAGACAGCGACUGCUAGAAAACAGUACAAUAAGUCUGGAUGAAAUAUUUUCAAAAGCUAGAACCUUGAAAUCAGCGCAGAAAAAUGCUGAAAAUUACCUCCAGCAUAAUACAUUAAAUACAACAGUAGCUGCAAUAACAAAAAAGCCAAAGCAAUUUAACUCAAAUUCUGUUUCGAAUUGCUGGAACUGUGGUAAUCAAAGAUAUGCUAAAGCUGUCUGUCCUGCUGGAGAGUCAAUUUGUUUUAAAUGUGAGAAAGUUGGUCAUUUUGCCAAGUUAUGUAAAUCUUCUAAAGUUACAAGAACAGGGAUGAAUCUUGUUGAUCAACGUUUGAACUCAUACAAUCACUUACUUGACUAG